Messenger RNA from Amphiprion ocellaris (clown anemonefish), 5712 nucleotides. RefSeq lists its product as uncharacterized. Gene Ontology annotation, cellular component: external side of plasma membrane. Gene Ontology annotation, biological process: cellular response to lipopolysaccharide; positive regulation of T cell proliferation; immune response. The record is from RefSeq and is a predicted model, not a curated record. NCBI's taxonomy places the organism in Eukaryota, Metazoa, Chordata, Actinopteri, Pomacentridae. The transcript has 7 exons. The coding region runs from base 2984 to 3649 and encodes 221 amino acids.
AAGCAUUUCAUGAUCACCAGAGUCAGGGCCAUGGGUCGGUAAAUCUUCAACCUUGUAAUGGCAGAAGUUUUGUCCACGGGGAUUAUGGUGGCAGCUUUCAGGCAGGUUGUCACUGUGGCUCGCUGCAGCAAACAGUUCAAGAUGUUAGUGAAAACUGCUGUGAGCUGAUGAGUGCAUGACUUCAGCACCCUCCCUGAUAUUCCAUCUGGUCCUGGUGAAAUGGUACUCAGUCCAUCCUAGUAAGAUCACUGGAGUGAGUUUUAUGGAAAAGUUACUAAGCUGCUCAUUCAGACAUGAAGCCGACACAUUCAAAUUAACAGAACAGGUUUCAAAUCUAAACCAACUCACUCCAAGCUGAACAAAAUCCUCCAAGCAGCCACUUCCUGCAGCCAGAAAACAUUCUCCUUCGUCUCUUCUUUUUGUGUCUUUUCUUUUCUUCUGUUUCUCUCUUUUCCCCUUUCCUCUACUCUUUUCUCUUUUUAUCUGCUCCUUCUGGUCCUUCUUGUUGUCUUUUUCCCACUUUGGCCUCUUCCACUUCUGUUGAUCUGAUGUGCCUUGCAGCAUUUCUUCUCCUGCAGCUUCUUAGGUUUACCCCCCAGCUUGGCCGUUUCCUGCUGCAGUUCAGUCAUUCUUUCCUCCAUCUUCUUCAACAGUUCAUCUGCCUGUUCUUCGUCCUCUUUCAUUAGCUGGACUUCAAUGUCUUCCCCUCUUUGGAGUUUGAGGAUGUCGUUGACGUUCUUCAGUCUUUCAUCCUCAGAGCUUCGUCCAGCAGUCCAUAUUCUUCCUGUUAAUACAUCACCUGCUCGACCAGGGAGGAAAUUCAUAGCUUUAAGCAGCUGCAGAGGUCUUCAGCCUUCUCCUUUUCUUCCUUCAGAGUUUCAGUCCUGAUGUCCAAGCUGUGGACUAACUUCUGCAGGUCUGAAUUCUGCAACAGCCGUUCCUGUUGCACCAGCAGGUCCUUGUUCUCCUGCUGCUGCAGAUCCUCCCUCACCUUGUGGAGUUUUUUGUUUUCAGCCUGGAGCUUUUCUGUCAUGUUUCUCAGCUCUGCAGAGAGACUUUCCAUCAGGCUCUUCAGUCUGAGGAUUUCUUGCUCCUUGCCCUGGUUGGACUGGUCGUAUUUAAGUUUCUCUGUCUUCAUGGCCUCCUCCAGCUCUUCAUGUUCUCUCGUACCUGCCACUGUUCUCCGAUCAGGGUCAAGAUUUUAGCCUUAUAGGAACAGCAGAGCCUAUCGACCUUUUCCUUUUCUGCAGCACCAGCUCCUGUUGCACCAGCAGGUCCUUGUCCUCCUGCUGCUGCAGAUAAAAACAUUGUAGAAGAAGAGUGUUUUCUAGUAAGACCAUGACUCAAAGCUUACAGCCGAAGCUACACAGAAAUGGUUCAAAGACAGCAAGGUGAAUGUUGUAGAGUGCCCGAGUCAGAAUUCAGACCUCAAUCCAAUUGAGAAUUUGAGGCUGGACUUAAAAAGAUCUGUUCACUCAUAGUCCCUGUGUAACCUAACAGAGCUUGAGCAGUUUUGCAAAGAAGACUGUUGUAAAACUGCAGUGUCCAGAUAUGCAAGGCUGAUUGAGACAUAUCCACAUAGGCUCAAUGCUCUAAUUGUGGCCAAAGGCGCAUCUCUUAAUUAAUAACUUUAAGAGGUAAAAAUUCAGCUAUUUUCUAUCUCUAUUUUAAUUUAUAUUAUUUUGUAGAAAUUGGUUUUCACCUCGACAUGAAAGUCUUUUUUUAAUUCAUUCUUUUCAUAAGAGCCUAAUUACAUUGACCGUUAUUCAGUGUGGGAAAUCCUUAAAAGGGGAAACUUUCAAGAGGGGUGAAUAUUUUCAUUCAUUCUCUGCAAUGUUGUCAGUCUAGAAGGAUACUAGCUGACUUUAUGUUAGGUUUAGUUGUUAACAACUCAUGCUUAGGUCACUUUAAAUUGGGAAAUUCGGACGCUCUUUGCAAAUUAGAAAUGCUUCAGUCAUACUGUUUUCAUGGUGUGAGCUGAGAGUGGCUAUUCACCACUACAGUCAGUGAAGACUCUACCUCACAGAAAAACAUUGUUUGUUUAAUUGUUAAAGCUAAUUGAAAGCUAUACUGUGGGAAUGUAAUUAAAGAGUUUUUACAGCCAACCUAUGUGAAAAGGCUGUUGGUACAACACCUCUGCAUGUAACUAUGCCCUACAAUAAAGACUUCAGAGUUUCCACCAGGUUGUAAGUGCAACACUGCAGAGGUGUUGGGUUGAGUGGUGGAAAAAAUACCAACAUGUGACCAAGCUUAAAUGCCAAUAGACUGCAAAAGUACUGAUACCCAGCAAAGUCUUUGAUGCAAAUUAAACUUCUCACAAAAGUGUGUAAUGCAUAGUGACAGCAUUUUAACAGGACAGCAAUAUAAACUUUUUGUUUGUUUAACAAUAAGAACAAUAUGAAUAUUUAUCAAUCAGAAUUUCCUUUGAUUUGUAUUUUGCUGUUGGAAUCAUUGUUUACUUUGGGGAAAAAAAAUGGAUUAAGUGUAGAUAUAAAGCAGCACCCACGUUGAAGCUUUCAUCUUGAAGAUGAUCUUGUGGUUUGAUGCUGUGUGUUGUCACAAAGAGUUUGCUGUUGACUAAGAUAUGAGACACAGUGAAUGUGGGCAGGUUGCCAAGGAAAGCUUAGAUUGUAUGGUAAAUUUAUACCCUGGUUUAAAUUGUGCUACUUUUGCUGUAGUCAGUUUGGCUGAUAGUCAACUUGAACAUUAACUUUUCUCAGUUUCACUGCAAGGCCCUUUGCUCCGGAAACAUCACCAACAACAAGCCUCAGCAGGAAGUGGUGGGGAACAGACAGUCAUUUCAGACCAUUUAUACCUGUAAUCUACAUGCUCGGUGUGUGAUAAUAUUAAUAUCCAAAUUUAAUAAAAUAUUUAAUAAUUCAAAUUUAACCUUUGGCAUGAUCACUGUUCAAAAAGAAAACAGUUGGUGUUCUGUUUAUGUGAACGACAUUUAGUGUCCCUUUAAAUAACUCAGACCACACUGAUGGUCUUGUGGUUUUGUCCCUUGUCAACUAAAGAAGUUAAUACAGCAUCACCAUGUCCACUGCUGUUCACACUGUAUCAGACGCUGACAAUGAGUGCUGACAAGUGGAUAUUCCUUUUAGCCUUUUGCUUCAUGCACGCGUCUUCAAAUGGUGAGCACUUAUACGAAGAUUAUCACGAGGAUAAUCAGUGUGAAACACAGAAACUCAAGGCUUCUCUUGGCUCGUCUGUGUUCCUACCGUGCAGCUUAUCAACAAGUAGCCAAAACUGGGUGACAUGGACCCACAAUAGUGAGGCAGAGCUGGCAAAGCUCUUCUUUGAAGGGCGCGUCAAGUUCCUGGACCCCAGACAUGGCAGAGUGAAAGCUUUUCCAAACCAGGUCUCAGAGGGAAAUUUCUCCAUCCGCAUCGAUGAGCUGAACAACUCUGACCUGGGCAGCUAUCGCUGUAUACAGGGAGAUUACUGUCAAAAAGUGGAGUUGCUUGCUGACAGUACACUGAGCGAAGAGAUGAGGCUACUGAUUGUCAUCAGCGUUGCUGCUCUCAGUUUGCUGAGUGUUGGUGGAUACUACUUCUGCAAGGGACGCAUAGGUGCCAGAGCUCCACCUGAGGGAACAGGCAGGGCAGUAGUACAUGAACAGCAGACAGUAUCAACCAUCUAUGCCUGACUUAAGACAAAAAAGCAGCAGAUUUCCCUCCCUCUGCCCUGGGUCUGGAAUUCACACAUUUGUGGACCAUCAAGCUGGUUCCAGGGUUUCCUUUUAAUCAACAGACAUCCUCCGAGGCUGACAGACUAAUCAACCUGCGACACCUCUAUCCAAACAGUGGGAUUCAUGUUUUAAAGAGGCCUAAAACUUACAUUUUCAACCAAUGAACAAAGAAUAUAUAUUAAAAUAAGAUAUUCUGGAAUAAAAAAUACAUUGAAGGAAUACUAUCAAAAAAAGUUUUAAAAACUACUAAUAUCUGUAAAGGUUUGUUUUUAGUAGGUUUAUAUACAGUAAAACAAUGUAAUUUCUCACAUUACAUGAGAACAUAUUUUCAUUUGUAAUAAAAAAUUUUUGAUGAAGCUAAUGUGUAAAGUUUUGGCCAGUUUUCUGUCUGAUUGGAUGCUUGUUUUACAGUCAGAAAUUGAACUGAUUUCUUUUUCCUUCCUGUGAUUUUACUGGAUAUUAUCUGCAAUUUAACAACACAAGGAAAUUCUGUAAAAUACAGUUCUAAAAAAAGUAUUUUAGACCCUACUGUACAGCAAACAUCUGUAAAAUUAUUACAUAUUUUGUUGAUUUAGAUACAGCAAAAAUGGUGUAAUUUUACAGUCAAAUGUAAAAGAACAAAUUACCUCAUACAAAAAUAAAACUUUUGAUGCGGAGGUUUUUGAGUUUGGGCUUAUUUUUUUUCCUUUUCACAAAUAAAACAUUUUUAUAUGUGAUUUUACUAGUUGUUUUCUGUAAUUUAACAAAACAGGGAAAAUAACUGUUACAAACAGUCUAAAAAAAUUUAUUUUUUGUUUUUGUGUUUUUUUUGUUUUUUUUAACAGUUUACCUCCCUGAAACCCACAGACUCUGCAGAAAUCUUCAUAGCCACAUUAAAAGAACUCAACUAUUGCAAACUGAACCACACUGGGACAAACACACAAACAGUUUGAAACAAUUACCAUAUUUCUCUUCGACCCAACGUUUCUUUACUUAGCUCAAGUCAAUAAGUCGACCUGUGAAAGUAGGUCAGACUAACGGUAUACAAGAGGGGAACUUCUCCAUCUGCAUCGAUGAGCUUAAAACCUCUGAGAUGAGGAACUGUCACUGUAUACAGGGAGAUUACUGGCUUCAAGUAAUAAUAUUAUUUAUAUAGCACCCUUAAGAACAGCGCUAACAAUGUGCUUUGACAGUCAAAACAUUCAACACAGACAAUCAAGCAAGAUAUAGGAGACAAGUCAGAACAGUCAAUUAAAAUACAGUAAAAGUGAUAAUAAAUGAAUAAUUAGCUAGAUUAGCACUCAUAUCAAACAAGGGAAAGUGGAGCUGUUUGCCAACAGUAAGUGGGUUUCUCUCUAUGUGUUCAGGUAAAGUCUUGUUAAAGCUCAGCAGCUUCCUGUGCAGCAACUUGCAGCCUUUUCCUUUCCAUGGUCACAAACCUCAUCAGCCAAACGUCAGAAAAGACAAGAAAAUGAGCAACUGUUUCCAGUGACAAACCACAUCUACUUAUCGUGAAGGUACAAUGGAUCCAACGCUGAGGCUAAUUAAGAUCAUUGUUGGUCUUGUGAUUUUGGUGCUUAGUCUUGGAUUAUACUGCUGCAAGAAAUUAACAGAAGAUGAAAGUGAUCCACCUGAGGGAGAAGAUGGAGCACCGUUACAAAGACAGCAGAUAGUGUAGCGGCUCUUCCUCCCUCUGCUCUGGAUGUGCUGUUCACACAUUUGAGGACCAUCAAGCUGGUACCAGCAUUUCCCUUUAAUCAGCAGAUGUCGACACAGCAACCAGCACUCCUCUCAAAAUGCCGCCCAAACAAUGGGAUGUAUUUUACUUCAUAUUAUCUGCAAUUUAACAAGAAAAUCUGUAAAACAACAAAACUGUUAUAAAAAUUAUGUAGCGUUUUUCUGUGCUUAAUAAACAGCAAUCAUCUGUAAAAUAAAUACAUCAUUUCUGGAUUCAGAUACUGUAAAAAUGGUGCUAUUUUACAGUCAAAUGUCAAAAAACAAAUUACCGCUUGUAAAAAUAAAGAUUUUUGAUGUGGACAUCA